GCGACCGCCGGCCCCGCACUGCUGAGGAGCGGAGCCUCCGCCUGGGGGACCCCCAUCCCUGGCUGUCCCCCAAUUGCGCGUCCCUGCCCCACCCCCGCGGCCGAGCCGCCACUGGUGUGGCGGUCUCCGCUUGGCGGAAGAGCCUUGAGCGGUCACCCGGCCCCUCUCCACAGCCUCUUUGCAUCUCGGAUUUCGGGGCAGCCCCCUCCCCCACCCCUCCCUGGCCUCCUUGCACCCCUAUUUUUUCUGCGUUUCGCUCCGGUUUUGCAGCCGUCUAUUUUUGCAUCCCUUUUCAUUUUGUUUCUAGAAGGUUUGGGGGGUGAGGCUGCACUGCACCCCUUCCCCUUUCUAACCUCCCCUGCUCUGACAGUCCCCCUUUUCAUCGUAGCUGGGGGGCCUAGGAUUCGUGCAUCCUACGCCGCGCUGCCAGUACCCCGCAGCGCGUGGCCGUGCGCCCCGGAAUUUGCAGCCGCUGCCUAGCUGAGGAGGGUCUCCCUCGCCCCCGCUGCCUUUGCUCCCCGCGCGUUCCGGAGCGUGGGGGGGGGGGCUUCUGCGCGCCGCACCCCAGCUUCUCCGCAGCCCCCCGCCCCGCGCGGGACUCGUCCCCCGCUGCCAAGAUGGUCAUCCAGAAGGAGAAGAAGAGCUGCGGGCAGGUGGUUGAGGAGUGGAAGGAGUUCGUGUGGAACCCGAGGACGCACCAGUUCAUGGGCCGCACCGGCACCAGUUGGGCCUUUAUCCUCCUUUUCUACCUCGUGUUCUAUGGCUUCCUCACGGCUUUGUUCACCCUCACCAUGUGGGUCAUGCUGCAGACUGUCUCUGACCAUACCCCCAAGUACCAGGACCGACUGGCCACACCGGGCUUGAUGAUUCGCCCCAAGACGGAGAAUCUUGAUGUCAUUGUCAACGUCAGUGACACUGAGAGCUGGGACCAGCACGUUCAGAAGCUCAACAAGUUCUUGGAGCCUUACAACGAUUCCAUCCAAGCCCAAAAGAAUGACGUGUGCCGCCCUGGGCGCUACUAUGAACAGCCGGAUAAUGGAGUUCUCAACUACCCGAAGCGUGCCUGCCAGUUCAACCGAACCCAGCUGGGCAACUGCUCUGGCAUCGGGGACCCGACCCACUACGGGUACAGCACUGGGCAGCCCUGUGUCUUCAUCAAGAUGAACCGGGUCAUCAACUUCUACGCCGGAGCCAAUCAGAGCAUGAAUGUUACCUGUGUGGGGAAGAGAGAUGAAGAUGCUGAGAAUCUCGGCAGCUUUGUCAUGUUCCCUGCCAACGGCAACAUCGACCUCAUGUACUUCCCCUACUAUGGCAAAAAGUUCCAUGUGAACUACACGCAGCCCCUGGUGGCCGUGAAGUUCCUGAACGUGACCCCCAACGUGGAGGUGAACGUGGAAUGCCGGAUCAAUGCCGCCAACAUCGCCACGGAUGACGAGCGAGACAAAUUCGCCGGCCGCGUGGCCUUCAAACUCCGCAUCAACAAAACCUGAGGCCCCUUCCUCCUGCCCCCACCUCUUUCCUAUGGAUGCUUCUGGAAUGUCCCUGACCCUGCCUGAUCCCUCCCUCACCCACCCCAAAGGUAUUUUUUAUAACAGAGCUAUGACUUGUUGGAGCCUCACGCCCUUUUUCUUUACUUGUGAACCCAGCCUGACAGCCAUUUGUGAUUCCCAGCCCUCAGUUCCCCCCCGCCUUCCUCUCCCGAUUCUAGCUGAUUCUAGCUCGGUCAGAGGCAGGGAGACAGGAUCCCGGGACGGCCCCAGGGGAGUUAGCUGUUCUGGUUCGGGUUUAGCUGUGAGUGGGGUGUCUCCACCCCUCCUCUCCCCAGAGAGCUGUAGAAAAUGCCUGCCCGCUCACCUUCACACCCGCCUUCACACUCAUCCACCUACACACACACACACACACACACACACACACACACACACACACACAAUCUCGGUUCACCUACACAGUCCUUGUCUUGGUGGCUUUUGACGCAUCCGGCUUCUCCUCCGGCCUGUCGCCACCCCCUCUGCACCCCCGUUCCCUCCUCUGAAAGACAACUGUUUGUAAUCGAGGACGAGGUGGCUCUGUGGCCUUUUCCCUGUUUUCUGGCACAUUUGUCUUCUCACCCUCUGGUGACGGCGUGCGCUGGGAACCAGGGUCUGGAAGAGGAGUCCCCGUUGGUUCUUGAAAAUUCUCUUCCUGUCAAUAGGCACUCCUCGGAGGGAUGGGGUUGACCUAGGCUGAAUGUCCACUUUGUUUUUGCCGAUGGUUCACUUCUCCCUGUUUGUUUUCCCAGAAUAUCCUUCAAGUUCCACUCUUCCCCAGAGCCCUGGGGGAGGGGCAGCCAUUUUGGCUGGGUCCCCAGUGGCCACCUUGGAAACGUCAGCUGGCUCUGGGACUAUUCACCUCCUUUCCCCCCUGGGCCCAGAGCUACCCCCACUGUCCUCUCUCUGGUUUCUCUUAGCAUGUUAUCAACUAAUCACUAACUCCUUCCCUCUCCGCAUGUCAGCCUGAACGUUGCAAACAGCCCCUCAGUCUAGGCUCUGAAUGUCUCGGCACCCCCCCCCCGUCUCCUUCAGACCCCUUGGCGUUUUUAAACGACCCCAUAGUGUCCAUAGAAUGCUCCGUGAGGGGCCUCUGGUAUUCUUGAGCGAUAGUGCCCUUCAUUUCUGCCCUCUCUAACUGUCCAUCUCUUUUCUGACACUGCAGCCCCCACACCCCACCUUCCGAUGGACCCUUCCCUCCUUCCCUCUCGCUGGUCUGAGGUCUCUUCCCUUUGGGUCCCCAUGUUGUCCUGCAUUGUCCUCGCCCCGGUGGUCUUUCUCUGCAGUUAUUUAAUGCCUGUGUCAGAUCUACUGUAAAAAGAGGAUAAAGUACAAUAAAAUGAGAGCAAUUAUAUAUAUAAAUAUAUAUCAUA
Messenger RNA from Zalophus californianus (California sea lion), 2899 nucleotides. It is a transcript of the gene ATP1B2, whose product is annotated as ATPase Na+/K+ transporting subunit beta 2. Gene Ontology annotation, molecular function: ATPase activator activity. Gene Ontology annotation, biological process: intracellular sodium ion homeostasis; potassium ion import across plasma membrane; sodium ion export across plasma membrane. The record is from RefSeq and is a predicted model, not a curated record. The coding region runs from base 618 to 1490 and encodes 290 amino acids. The transcript is spliced from 7 exons. Gene Ontology annotation, cellular component: sodium:potassium-exchanging ATPase complex. NCBI's taxonomy places the organism in Eukaryota, Metazoa, Chordata, Mammalia, Carnivora, Otariidae.